CCAUCCCCCUCCCUGCACACUCCCUCCCUCUCUCUCUCUCCUGCUCUGCUAGCUCACACACACACAGGCUGAGGAAAACGGAGGGAGAAACCCAUAGACACAGAGAGAGGACGGUCUGUGUGGUGCCUUACAAAAGCCAAUCUGUCAAGAGCCGAGUCUUUUUUUUAAAUCUCAAUUCAAUUUUGUGGACUCUGAGGAGAGAAAGCCACAUCCCUUCCCCCUCGCCUGCCUCAGCCACGGGAAGCACCCACACGGUCGGAGCACAGGGCUAGGCCGCAAGUCGUUAGUGCUCGGUGGGCAAGCACUGACAAAAGACUGGAGGGAGAGGCUAACACGGAUGCUUAGAAAGCAGUUUCUCUGACUUCUGAAGGGUGGAAAGGACGCUUUUAGGAUUUCUAACCUAAUCUGUGCAGUCUAUUUUUGGAGGGACUGAAACAGAGACUGGUCUAGCCACUACCACAGAGGAUAUUGCUACAGCCUGUCUCUUGCCUCCCUCUGGAACAACAAACAAGGAAGAGAGGUUACUUCCUUGAGUUGAAGACCAUUUUAAAGAGAGCCAGAAAGACUGGUUGAUUUUGUAAAACAGAGGGGGUAGACCGUAGCCACGGCUAAGACUUGAUAGUAGUUCUUUGUGUGCCUUGAGGAUAUAGCCAUACAGUGUGCUGUGAAACAUCAAGUUGUUUUGUUAGUGGUGACCUGGAAGGGCUCGUUUUGUCAACCAGAAUGUUGGUGGUGCUCAGAGGAUUGCUGGAAAAUCUGUCUCUUGCCUCACUCUGUCUGUGCCCUCCCUCUCCAUGGCUGUAAGGGUGAUCUAGCUAAAAGAAGACGUUGACAUAUUAUAUGAAUAUACUUGCAACGGUUCUGUGUCUUGGCUGAAGUGUAAACCAUUCAACUGAACAGCAAGCUCCUCUAAAAGACAGCCGUCGAAGGAUUUGGUGCCAAAUAAAUACAUAACAAAAAAACACAAAAAGAGUGAAUAAUUCAAUAAGGAGAAAGAAGAAAACUGGGCAUGGGGCAAAACAAAAGUUUCUAGAGUGAAAAGUGAAAUAAUUUCCAGGUCAUAGUGGAAGGGGAGGAGACAAAACAGCUCUAGUGGGUUUUUUGGAACAAACAUUCUACGCCAUACAAUUUUUACACCCCUUUAUACUCUACAUUAAAAGAGGGUGUGGGUAAUUUUCUACCUUUGACUAUUUAGUUUCUGACCCACUUUGAGGACCAAAAAGCCAAAAGAGAAUAUUUUAUGAAAAGGCAGAGAAUCUCCAAAUCUUGAACUCUGAACAGAGAGUUCACAAAGGAAAUCAAAACGUUUAGACAGCAGCAAACAAAAUUGUUGGCUGUCUCUCAUUCCUUCUGUGGUCUGCUAACCAAGCAAUGGCCAUGGUGAGCGGGGGCUGGGGAGACCCCAACGGGGGCACCAACGGGCUGGGGGAGAAGGGCUAUCUGAGGGGAGAGGAGGAGGACGGUUCGCCCCAGGCAGGGGGCAGCGACAUGGAGGUCGGGGACGAGGACAAGGCGUGUGUGGUGGACUGUGUGGUGUGUGGGGACAAGUCCAGCGGGAAGCACUACGGUGUGUUCACCUGCGAGGGCUGCAAGAGCUUCUUCAAGAGGAGCAUCCGCCGCAACCUCAACUAUACCUGCAGGUCGAAUCGAGAGUGCCAGAUCGACCAACAUCACCGCAACCAGUGCCAGUACUGCCGCCUUGAGAAGUGCUUUCGUGUUGGCAUGCGCAAAGAAGCAGUUCAGCGCGGACGUAUCCCCCCUCACACUCCAGCCUCAGCGACGGGCACCCCAGUAGGUGGUGGUAGCGGCGUCGGAGUGGCAGAGUUUUACAACAACAACGGCGGGCAGCCCGUGUCGGAGCUCAUCUCCCAGCUGCUGCGUGCCGAGCCCUACCCCAGCAGCCGCUACGGCCACCAGUACAACCAACAGGGCCAGGCCACCGGCGCGGGCGGGGCCGUCAUGGGCAUCGACAACAUCUGCGAGCUGGCAGCCAGACUGCUCUUCAGCACCAUCGAGUGGGCCAGGAACAUCCCCUACUUCCCAGAGCUACCCGUGUCAGAGCAGGUGGCUCUGCUCAGGUUGAGUUGGAGCGAGUUGUUCAUUCUGAACGCUGCCCAGUCCGCCCUGCCCCUCCACAUGGCCCCGCUGCUGGCCGCGGCGGGCUUCCACUCCUCGCCCAUGUCAGCUGAGCGAGUGGUGUCCUUCAUGGACCAGGUGAGGGUGUUCCAGAACCAGGUGGACAAGUUGACCCGGCUCCAGGUGGACUCGGCCGAGUACAGCUGCCUCAAGGCCAUCGUCCUCUUCUCACCAGAUGCGUGUGGGCUGACAGACCCGGUCCACGUGGAGUCUCUGCAGGAAAAGGCCCAGGUGGCUCUGACAGAAUACGAGCGGAUGCAGUACCCAGGUCAGCCGCAGCGCUUCGGCCGCCUGCUCCUCCGCCUGCCCGCCCUCCGCGCCGUGCCCGCCAACCUCAUCUCCCAGCUCUUCUUCAUGCGUCUGGUGGGCAAGACACCCAUUGAGACGCUCAUCCGUGACAUGCAGCUCUCCGGAAGCUCCAUCAGCUGGCCCUACGUCCCUGGUCAGUAACCCCCAAAAUUAGGUCUCCUUCUGGGCAGUGACGACAAGGACCGCAGGUUCCUCUGAAUCAUCAUGAUCCAUCUGUGUGAUCCUAUGCUAGCGCCAGCUGGACAUCAUACAUACUGUACUGUCUCCAUGAACUGAGCUCUCCAUACCAGCCUAGUGCCAGCUGGGUCUAUUGCCAGCACACUGGUGCCAGCACACCUGCUGUGCCCCGUUAUGGCGACCUGAGUCAGCCAUGCCAUCCGCAUGCCAUAGUGACACCUUACAUACAGACAUUACUGUCCUGCCAAUAGAGGUCACUGGAACCUUGUCUCAUUUUCCACAUCUCAUUGCCUUCAGUGCAAUGACUGUCAACGUCUACAUCAGAUAUUGGAAUUCUGGUAGAAAACCAGUAUUAUGGAGCUAUUAGUCUGAUCCUUAAGGCUGGUUUAUACUUGGUCUAACAACAUGUCUAUAGACAAAUAGAACGCAACAAGUGUCUCUGGUCAAAACAACAUUUAAUUUAUACUGGGGUUUAUAGACCUGUUGCUGCGGCUGUUGGUUUCCUUGUCGGAGACGCAGUUCAACGUUGACCCUGUCGCAGAAUCUGUUGUCAUGGUUACCUGACUGAGACAGCAACAAGACAGUGCACAAGUUCUCAAAUUCUUUGGUUGAAUUCCCUGCUUUUGUUUCAUCCUACUCACAACCAUAAGCUAUUUUCUGUAAUUAGCUAGCUAGCUUUCAAUUACCUUGUAAAUAAUCAUCUUGUUGAGUUUAUUUUCCUGUAAUAAUUAAUACAAAUUUGCUAAAGUUAAGACGUUGUCGACAAUGACAAAUUUGAUGUCGGACGACAAUAAAAUGCCCAAGAUUUCACUGGGACAACUUUCUACAGACAUGACGAUAGACCGACUACAAACAAGCCUCUCACUGAAGGGCCUUCACCUAACUGAGAGGGUCCUCCACCAUAUGUCUCACUUCUAUCCCUUCAGAUAUGUGAACACAAACUUGAUAGGAGGAAACGGGGAGGUGCUAAGGGUUGAAAUGAAACUGGAACAAGAAAUUACACCAAAAUCUUUAUUGUCCA
Messenger RNA from Oncorhynchus masou masou (cherry salmon), 3643 nucleotides. Its product is annotated as nuclear receptor subfamily 2 group F member 6-like. NCBI's taxonomy places the organism in Eukaryota, Metazoa, Chordata, Actinopteri, Salmoniformes, Salmonidae. The record is from RefSeq and is a predicted model, not a curated record. Gene Ontology annotation, molecular function: nuclear receptor activity; RNA polymerase II cis-regulatory region sequence-specific DNA binding; zinc ion binding. Gene Ontology annotation, biological process: anatomical structure development; cell differentiation; negative regulation of transcription by RNA polymerase II.